GCCAGGGAUCAACAGUAGAACAAAACCUGUAAGAAGACGAUCCGCGCGGCCGGGGCCGAUCGUCAGACACUUCGGAGCGCGGCGGGCUUUUGGACUGACCGUGUUCACUUUCGGUACCGACAGGGAGCUGGGCAGCAGGGCGGCACAGACACGCGGCCAUGGAAGCCGAGUUUCGAGAAAUCGAUGGACCCGGGUCCGGGAACUGGAACGCCGUUUAUCAGGAAAUCCGUCAGCAGUCAUGCGAGCUGCCCUGCAAAGUUGCCAAACUGUCCGAGAACAAGUCCAGGAACCGCUACAGAGAUGUGAGCCCCUUCGAUCACAGCAGAAUUCGUCUAGAGCUUGGAACAAACGACUACAUAAAUGCAAGUUUGAUUUCCGUGGAAGAGGCAAAGAGGAGCUACAUCCUCACUCAGGGUCCCCUACCGAACACAUGCGGUCACUUCUGGGAGAUGGUUUGGGAACAGAAGACACGUGGGGUGGUCAUGCUGAACCGUGUCAUUGAAAAGGGCUCGGUGAAAUGUGCCCAGUAUUGGCCCCCGCGGGAUGAAAAGGAGGUGGUCUUCCACGACACCAACUUUAAGCUCACCUUGCUCUCAGAAGACGUCAAGUCCUACUACACGGUGCGGCAGCUGGAGCUGACCAAUUUGUCGACGCAGGAGAGCAGAGAGGUGCUGCAGUUCCACUACACCACCUGGCCUGACUUUGGCGUCCCCGAGUCCCCCGCCUCCUUCCUCAACUUCCUGUUCAAGGUCCGCGAGUCGGGCUGCCUCAGCUCGGACCAGGGUCCCGUGGUGGUGCACUGCAGCGCGGGCAUCGGGCGCUCUGGCACUUUCUGCCUCGUCGACUCCUGCCUCCUGCUGAUGUCCAUGCGCAAAGACCCUUCGUCUGUACGAAUUCCAGAUGUUCUGCUGGAGAUGCGGAAAUACCGCAUGGGCCUCAUCCAGACUGCAGACCAGCUCCGCUUUUCCUACCUCGCUGUCAUCGAAGGAGCCAAGUACAUCAUGGGAGACAAGUCUGUGCAGGAAUCCUGGAAAGAGCUCUCCAAUGAGGACGACCCUCCGGAAUUCACUCCCCCUCCACCAAGACCCCCCAAAGACCCUCACAACGGCACAAGCGGGUCCAUCUCUUUCUUCCCCAACGAUGGGCACGAGGAGGUCAUCCAGAGGCACCACAACGAAAUCCGCACAUACAGCUCCCCGCCACAGCUGCGCAGGAGAGGCGGAGACGACGACGACGCUGUCCCACCCCCCGUGGCUCCCUGUCCUGACCUCCCCGACGGCCGACUCGGGUUCACGGAGCAGGUGGUCAACGCGCAGAAGAACAAACCGCCACAACGGCAGCCUGAGGAGAAGGAGGAGCCGACGAAGGGACAGGCCUCGCGGGCCAAGGACGAGAAGGACGAGUACGGCCAGGGGGCCUGGACGCCCCUGAUGACCCGCGUGUGCCUGUGCACCGCCCUGGCCCUCGGCGCUUACAUCUGUUACAGAACCUGUUUCCAUUGAUAACCCCCCACCCUUCCCCAAGCAGCCUGCUCCCCCGACUCGCUGUACCCCGGGACAGAGCGAGGCGCCAGCAAUUUUCUCUUCAAACGCAAAGUGAUUUGCUGGGGGCAUUAGAGGUUUCGGGGAGGAGCCCCUUCCCUGCUGGUGUUCUCUGGCCCCCUCCGUGGACUGUGUUAGAAGCUCAGGGCCCUCAUUUCAGGUGUCACAUCCCAGUGAUAGAACUGGUUUUCGUGAACACAAACGGCCGUUUUUUACAUUUCGCCAAUAAGGGAAUUGUUUGUGAACACAUCAUAGUUACGUAUACAUAUGUAUAGAUAUAAUUUUUACAAUGUAUAAACCAUAAGGUAAGCAUGGUUUACUAGAACACAUUCUUACAUUUGUACUUCCAUUUCUGCCUUUCCAGACAGCGUAUUUUUCCUGCGUUUCUUUUCCCAGAGUAUUUCCUCUAUCGGCCCUGCGAAGAUAGGGUUGUGAGCAAAGACGUUGUGCGGGGUUCUUUGCAAGAGCACGAAUAAAACGUGGACGGAUGGAAACGGCACGCAACCAAAAAAGCAGUUCAGAAAACCAAAAGUGAGCAGAAGGGAAUGAGGUUGAGGGCUGCGGCAGGCGCUUUUGUGUCGCCGGGGGCCCCGGCUCUCGGGGUCCGAGGUGGGCUUCGCGCGUCGGUCUUGCCACAGAGCUGCUCCAGUCACAUGGUCGCACCGCAGAGUGGUCUCCCAGUGCCGCACGCUCUUCCAUUAAAAUACACACAUACACACUGUGCUGCCAGCCACCCUCUCCUCUCGCCAGCAAUACGGGGACGCCGCUUCUGCCCUGGGACUGAUCUGAAUGGGGUGGAGGGGGUGGGGGGCACCCAAACCCAGUCACCAGCGCAGAGGGGAGCGGGAGGCCGAGGUGGAGACUCUUCAGGGGCAGGGUACCUGCGGGCUGGGGGAGGGGUGGGGGUUGCUAGAAGGCCUCAAUUAGCUGCAGCCACCUUUUCAAGCCUUUAGCCUGAGCAGUGUGUGAGGGAGCUUCGGCACGUCCACCUGGGCGUGUCGGUGUGUGACCGCCACCUGAGAGUGUCCAUUUCCUCUACAUGUGCUCACCACCGUCAGUUCUUUUUGUUUUUUUUUUUUUUUUUGUCCAUUAUCAGUCAUCUGUACUCCUUUCUAUACAUACACGCAUAUUGCUACUGCUUUUCUUGUUUUUGCAUCCGAUACAUGUCGAAGGUUUUAUUUUCUGGCUGAUCGCUGGACACAGGCUGUGGUAAUAAAGUCGUGCGUCUCGGA
Scleropages formosus (Asian bonytongue) is the source of this 2773-nucleotide messenger RNA. It is a transcript of the gene ptpn1, whose product is annotated as protein tyrosine phosphatase non-receptor type 1. The transcript is spliced from 9 exons. The record is from RefSeq and is a predicted model, not a curated record. Lineage: Eukaryota; Metazoa; Chordata; Actinopteri; Osteoglossiformes; Osteoglossidae. Gene Ontology annotation, molecular function: non-membrane spanning protein tyrosine phosphatase activity; protein kinase binding. Bases 159 to 1502 code for a protein of 447 amino acids. Gene Ontology annotation, cellular component: cytoplasm; early endosome; endoplasmic reticulum. Gene Ontology annotation, biological process: negative regulation of ERK1 and ERK2 cascade; peptidyl-tyrosine dephosphorylation; negative regulation of PERK-mediated unfolded protein response.